This is a messenger RNA of Alosa sapidissima (American shad), 3776 nucleotides long. It is a transcript of the gene meltf, whose product is annotated as melanotransferrin. Lineage: Eukaryota; Metazoa; Chordata; Actinopteri; Clupeiformes; Clupeidae. Bases 269 to 2431 code for a protein of 720 amino acids. Gene Ontology annotation, biological process: iron ion transport. The record is from RefSeq and is a predicted model, not a curated record. Gene Ontology annotation, cellular component: recycling endosome; plasma membrane; early endosome. The transcript has 16 exons.
UAGUUUUCCAGACAGUCGCGCGGUCGGUGAGGUGGAGCUCGUGUUGAAAGACCCUCUGUGCCCCCGCUGGCCUCGUGCCACAUAGACGUGUCACUUCAGGUGUGGCCUCAGCGGACAGUACACACCGUCUGUGCAGUAGGUCAGUAUUUGGCCUGUCUGAAAGAGUGUGAGACUGCUAAUCAACCAGCUGUUGUGGACCUUUGAACCCGUUUCUAGCGCAUAUAAACCCACUGGAGAAACAGCACGCAUCUUGCGCCCUACCGGCACCAUGGCUGUCUUGGUUGUCUUUCUCGGAGUAUCCCUCCUUGCCGUACAGAUGGUGUGCGGUCAGAACAUUCGCUGGUGCACGGUGUCUACGAAGGAAAUGGAGAAGUGCAAGGCCAUGUCGGUGGCAUUCAACGCAGCAGCCAUCCGCCCUCUUCUUAGCUGCGUGGCGGAGACGUCAGUGGUCGGUUGUGCCAGCCUCCUCAAGAAUAAGGAAGCGGAUGCCUUUUCAGCCAGACCCACAGACAUUUAUGAUCUGGGCAAACUGGAUACCCUUAGGAUUGCUGCAGGAGAGUCUGACCGUGAAGGUGAGGGGGUUAGCUACUAUGCCGUUGCCGUGGUGAAGAAGACCUCCACGGUGACGGUGAAUAGUCUGAAGGGCAGGAGGUCGUGCCACACGGGGAAAGGUCGCACUGCCGGCUGGAACAUGCCACUCGGGUACCUGAUUGACAGCGGCGCGAUGUCCGUCAUGGGGUGUGACGUGUCCAAAGGCCUGUCUGAGUUCUUUAAUGCUAGCUGUGUUCCUGGGGCGAAUGGGCCGGGGGAUCCGGCGUCUCUGUGUUCUCUGUGUGUGGGAGACGGAACGGGGAAUCACCGCUGUGAAAGCAGCGACAAGGAGAAAUACUACGCCUACAAAGGAGCCUUCAGAUGUCUAGUAGAGAAUGCAGGGGAAGUGGCCUUCAUCAAGCACACCACAGUGCAGGAGAACACAGACGGUCAGGGGGAUGCGUGGGCGAACGGCCUGCGGUCUGAAGAUUACGAGCUGCUGUGUCGUGAUGGGACACGUGCCAGUGUGAAGGACUUUCGCCGGUGCCAUCUGGAACGGGUGCCCUCACGGGGCAUCGUCGUGGGCAACCACGUCGACCCCACCCAGGUGUAUAACAUGCUGAUGGAUGGUCUGAGGAAAUCUGGCUUUGGGAUGUUCCAGUCGAGCAGUUUCGGUGGUACUGAUCUGCUCUUCAGCGACAGCUCCGCAACCUUCAUCAAGGCCAACGAUCAGCACAUCGACUGGAUGGGCCAAAGAUACUACCAGGCACUCGCAGCCAUGGACUGCUCCAGUGCAGACAUCCCAGAGUUCCUGCGCUGGUGUGUGUUGUCCAGUGAGGAGCAGAGAAAGUGUGUAGCCAUGGCCGAGGCCUUCAACUCCGCAAGCCUCACACCCAAACUCCAGUGCGUCUUUGGAGACUCUGUGGACCAGUGCAUGCAGAAAAUAAAGGACAAUGAGGCAGAUGCCAUCACUCUGGAUGGAGGCUACAUCUACACUGCAGGGAAGAGCUACGGACUGGUGCCAGCAGCAGCAGAGAGUUACACAGGUGACACUGAUGGCAGUGUGUACUAUGCUGUGGCGGUGCUCAAGAAGAAUAACAAUAACAUCCGGAGGCUGUCUGACUUGCGUGGGAAGACCAGCUGCCACACAGGUCUGGGCCGCACUGCCGGCUGGAACGUCCCCGUGGGCAUGCUGAUCAAGCGCGGCCUCAUCACCCCACACAGCUGCCAAAUAGAAGAGGGUGCUGCAGGGUUCUUCAAGUCCAGCUGUGUGCCGGGGGCCAGCCAGUCGGCGCUGUGUGAGCAGUGUGUUGGCGAUCAGAAAGGAGACAACAAGUGCAAGAAGGGCAUGGACCUGUUUGACGGCUACUCCGGGGCCUUCAGGUGUUUAGCCCAGGGUGCUGGGGAGGUGGCUUUUGUGAAACAUGCUACUGUCUUCGAGAACACUGAUGGUAACAACACUGAUUCGUGGGCGGUGCACCUGCAGUCGAGGGAGUUCCAGCUGCUGUGCAGUCAGGACACGCGCGCGGAGGUCACUCAGUACCGCCACUGCCACCUGGCAAGAGUGCCCUCCCAUGCGGUCAUGAUGCGGCCAACGCUCAACCGCCACGCCAUCUAUGGCCUACUGGACAAAGCACAGGUUUCCUAUGGUAGUGACUCGAACCCAGGGUUCCGGAUGUUUGACUCUUCAUCAUAUGGCGGUGCAGACCUGCUGUUCAAAGACUCGACGCAGCGCAUCAUAGGCGUUGGGGAGCGACGGACCUACCAGGAGUGGCUGGGGCACGAGUACCUGGACUCGCUGGUCACCAUGGAGUGUCCAUCCUCCGCUGCAGGCCAGUCAUUCACCACCCUGGUCAUGGUGGCGUUGCUGAGCUCCCUGGUAUCCCUGCUGGCUGUGUAACUGCACCUUCGUCCCUCCAGCGUCGUUCUGACAUUGAUUUCUGCUCAGCCCAGCUUGAGCCUGGUUGGGUUUGGGUAGCAGACGAUUUUAGCCUUAUUUCUGUUUCAAUUAUGAGAACUGGAUGAUUUUGCACUUAGCUUGAACAACAUGCAAAUUGUUUUUGUUUUGAUUGUUUAAAGGGACAUGUUUGAGAAUAUUUCUGGCUUUUGAGAUAGUGGGUGUUUAGUUGGAGGCCUUUAUCAACACUGCUUUCUUUUGAGCGAGUUCAGUACUGAUAUCGCGUGAGAGUUUUGUUCAUUGUUGAUGAGCAAAUGUACAUAUAUUUGCCACAGUAAUGAAGGCAAUAGCCAUAUCAGUGCGUAUGCAUUGCCUGUUACAUAUCUACUGCAGUGUUUUGUGAUAGAGCCUCCUGUUGUUUUUACUCAGAUGUUUACAUGUGUUGACUACUUGGAAGGCAUGAGCCGUAUCAGGGAAUACGCGGUGUGUUCUGCAGAGAUAUGGAAGAUGACCUUGCUCUAGUGGUUUAGGGUUAUAAGACUGACAUGGACCAGAUGUUUUCAGCAUGUGUUCUCCCCAAAUUAAAAAAAAUAGUUUAGAUGUAGCAGUUUACCUAGAUGUAAAACAAUCAGUAUUAUUAUAGUUAUUAUUAUUAAUCGUGGGCUUCUUUUCCUGCUAUUUGAUGAUUUAUGCUCAAAUGGAAGUAGUGAAUCAGCAGCGACAGGCAUCAGUGAAAGCAUCUUGCAAGCAGGUCAGCAAGGUCAUUUUUGGGGAGAACAUCUCUGCUGUUCACACUGUGUCCCUGUGCAGCGUUAUCCAAAGCACCAGUAACACUGUGUAGCGUGUAGCAAUCUCUGACCAUACCCGUGGAUGUGUGACCACCUUCCGCCUGUGAUGACUUCACCAAGGGCAGCAAUCUCUGGAGCUAUUCCUGAUCGGGAACAGCUCUGCCCAAGCUGCCCAGGAUGUCCCUGGACCUUUCUUCCUGCUGAACCUUGCCUGGGCUGCUGUAGAACAGUGGCCCCUGGUGGGUUGUUAUGGAACGGCACCCCUUGUUCUGCAUUACGGUGCAUGCUGCUGACUUCUGCCUCCAUUUGAUGUGAUAUGAUUUAUGUGUUAAGCUUCAUUUUACAAGUAUUUUUUUACUCAAUGGUCAGGUACCAUAUCAGCGAAUAUGUACUGGCACUCAGUUCUGUUAGACACGAAUGCUUGCCUUUUAAUCGUUUCUUUGAUGAAAUGAACAUAUGUAACUAAUAUUUAGUUGCCAGACCAGUGUGUCUGCUACAGUAUUGCUACAUACUGCACACAAGUCUUUGCUUUUCUUUGAAAUAAAAGAGCAUUAACAAGA